CUGCGGUCGGGAGAGGACGGAGGAGCGGAGUUAACGGGGCUCCGUGGAGCGGCAUGUCUCGGAACCAGAGUUCUCCGUGUCUUCUUGUUCACGAUGAACUGUAGCAGCUCAGUAAGAUGCGUGUGUGUGUCCAGAUGAGCAGUUUGCUGCUCGCCGUCAACUUUUUCCUGCCGCCGCUGCGAGCUCAGGAUCCUGCCUGCUGUCAACAUGCUGCCGAGUCGUCACCCUGCAAAGAAGCUUGUAACCAGCUCGCCACCAUCAAGAGUGAGUCACGUCUAAAACAUCUUCUCCUGAGGUUACCCAGUUACUGUCCAGAGUCCAUGAACGUACUUUGGACAUGCAUCAACUCUACACUCCCAGGUGUUUCCAGGAAGACUGACGGCUGGGUGGGGCUCGGCUGCUGUGAGUUGGCCAUCGCCUCAGAGUGUCGAAGGGAAUGUAGACAGGCAUCAUCUAAAAAUGACAUUACUAAAGUAUGCAAAAAAGUCACAGAGAACUCCCUCUACAGCUGCAUCACCAAAAAUGAAAUGGGUUCUUCGUGCUGCAGCUUUGCGGGCCGCCACACCACCUGCAGGGAGUACUGUGAGGCCAUCUUUAGGACCGACUCCACCCCCACAGAGUCCCAGAUCAAGGCUGUCAAAGGGUACUGUGUCAGCCUUAGCCUCCAGCUGGUCCAAUGUGUCGACAACUUCACGCAGUCCUACCCCGCACGCAGCCCCAUUGACAGUUUGUACUGCUGCGACCGGGCAGAAGCCACCCACUGCCAGGUGGCCUGCAGGCGGAUACUGCGCACCAUGAACACAGAGCACGAGAUCAUGGAGGGUCUGAUCAUUGAAUGUGGCUCCCAGCCCCUCCCUCAGGACCCCAUGUGGCAGUGCUUCCUGGAGAGUUCUCACCCUCCUCCCCCACCAGAGGAGGAGAUUCCCCAUCCAGCCAAGGACAGUGCCAAGCUGCACUGCUGCUCCAAGGCCAACACAUCUCGGUGCAGGGACAUGUGCAUGGAGAUCAGCACCCACUGGGGCAGCCAGACGUGGCAGGACUUUGAUCAGCCCUGUGAGUACAACCCUGUGGAGACGGAGCUCAUCAACUGUCUGGCAGAUGUUCGAGAGCCCUGCCAGCUGGGCUGCAAGGACCUGACGUACUGCUCCAACUUCAACAACCGGCCUACCGAGCUGUUCCGCAGCUGUAAUGUUCAGUCCGAUCAGGGAGCUAUGAACGACUUCAAGCUGUGGUCCAACGGGACCAUCCGGAUGCCGUUCAUGAACAUCCCUGUGUUGGACAUCAGGAAAUGUCUGCCCGACAUGUGGAAGGCCGUGGCCUGCUCACUGCAGAUCAAACCAUGCCACAGCAAGUCCAGAGGCAGUGCCAUAUGCAAGUCAGACUGUGUGGACAUCCUGACCCAGUGUGGGGACAUGAAACGCUUCCAUGAAGGACAAACCCCGGAGAGGAUCUGUGAGCUGCUGUCUCCCAUCGAUGACCCUGAGCGCUGCAUCCCCCUCCACAGAUACCUCAACCAUGGCACCACCUUCCAGACCGACUGCAACACCUGCUCCUGCUUCUAUGGAGAAACCAUCUGCUCCAACAGGAAGUGUCCCAGCCCUGGCUUCUCCACUGCCACUCAUGCCACUGGUCUCCCCUGUGCCUGUCCAGACCACUUCAUCCCAGUGUGUGCCUCUAACGGACAGACGUACCCCAGUGGCUGCGUGGCGCGCUGCAUGGGCUUCAAGGACCAUCAGUACAUCUUCGGCCAGUGCCACAUUGUUAACCCCUGCGCAGACAAAACCUGCCCCAGGAACCAGAGGUGCGUCCCGAAGCACCGCGUGUGUCUGAGCAACUCGUCGGACUGUCCUCAGUACGACUGUGUGGGUCGACCCGGAACCUGCGAUAAGAACUUGUAUGACCCGGUCUGUGACACGGACGGCCUGGUCCACCGCAGUCUGUGCCACCUGCAGCAGGGGGGGAAGACCCUGGCCUACACGGGACAGUGUCAGGAGGUGUGCAAGACGCCCCGCAAGGUCUGUGCUCACAACGGGGAGACCUACGACACCACGUGUCACGCCUUCUCCGACCGUGUGGCUGUGGAUUACGAGGGCCCCUGCCACACCAUGGGGGCCGUGUCCGGCAUGGCCCCCGACUCAGCCUGCAGAUCGAUUUCCUGCCCAACGAUAAGGACCCCCGGCUGCCGCCCUGUCACCCCCCCAGGAGCCUGUUGUCCUGUCUGUGGCAGCAUACUGCAGAUCCUCUGGAGCCAGAAGCUCAUCAACAACUUCUCCAAGCUGAACAAGAACCAACCUGUGACGGUCCUGGACGUCCUGCAGAACCUGCGGCUUUACGUCUCGGUGCCACAGUGUGACAUCUUCGGUUACCUGAGUCUGGACCACCAGCUGGUAGUCCUCAUCGCUCCAGUAGAGCAGCAGCCCACCCCUCUGCAGGUCGAGGCCUGCAGCAAGGAGGCCGAGAAGAUUGACUCCCUGGUCAACUAUGCAAGUCCCACCCUGGUGUCCCACGUCCCCCUGUCGGCCCUCCUCAGCUCCGAGAUCAGGACCUCCUCCGUCCUCUCAGGGGGGUCUCGAACCGCAUCCCCAAGCCUGGACGUUCUCCUGGUACUCCUGCUUCCUGCUGCUCUGGGCCUGCUCCAGCUUUAAGUGAAGUCUGCCUCAGUGACUCUGAUCCAAAGUGCCCCACAGACCCCCCCCUGUGAGGGGGGGCAGCCAUGAUGACAAUCAUCCUGCGUUUCAACAAUCAGCUUCUGAUGGAAGACAAGUAUUAUUCA
Molecule: messenger RNA, 2773 nt
Organism: Nematolebias whitei (Rio pearlfish)
Lineage: Eukaryota; Metazoa; Chordata; Actinopteri; Cyprinodontiformes; Rivulidae
Gene: reck
Product: reversion-inducing-cysteine-rich protein with kazal motifs
Exons: 19
Coding region: 117-2645 (842 amino acids)
Biological process (GO): blood vessel maturation; extracellular matrix organization; sprouting angiogenesis
Cellular component (GO): plasma membrane
Molecular function (GO): metalloendopeptidase inhibitor activity; protein binding
Source: RefSeq, a predicted model, not a curated record